Messenger RNA from Plutella xylostella (diamondback moth), 924 nucleotides. Its product is annotated as M-phase phosphoprotein 6. NCBI's taxonomy places the organism in Eukaryota, Metazoa, Arthropoda, Insecta, Lepidoptera, Plutellidae. Gene Ontology annotation, biological process: maturation of 5.8S rRNA. The record is from RefSeq and is a predicted model, not a curated record.
UAUUCGGUAGUUCAGCUUUGCACCGUUUAGUACUGAAUAUAGUUUAAUACAUAACAAUACCUCAAAAUGUCUACCCAUAACAAACAUAAACCCAAAUUACCAAAAUCGGUAUUGGACAUGAAAUUCAUGAAGAAGACCAAGGAUAGAAUCGAGAAAGAAAUAGCCAAUACACAGGGCCAUGAUGAUUUAUAUUCCAACAUUAUAACUGAUGAAAUGAGACACGCUACUGGUAAUUUCAUUUCCGAAUCCAGUUUUAUAUUUUGCGACGAUUUAAUGGAGGGUAGGUUAUCUUUUAAGGGAAUGAAUCCAGAGAUUGAGCGAAUCAUGGUGCUAGAAGCCGUGCAGGCGGAGCCUGCGCAGGAGAUGGAGAAGGAUGUGUCGGACGAGAUUCUAGCCAAGAAAAUGAACGCCUUCAAGAGAUCAAGAUCACCAAUAGAGAGCAAGUACUCCGUGAAAAGGAAAAAGUAACUAAAUGUCACUUCAAACACCAGCCGGGUCUGUUCAUGAGAUGUAUACCUACUUAGUACUGAUAAUGGUUUUACUAGAUGAAAAAAGAAAAUUUAAUUUGUAUAAAAUUUGUAUUUACUGUUUGGAUAAUAAUAUAAAUCAGUCAAGGAGACUGAGAAUCAAUACUUACUUGCAUAUUCAAAUAAAUUAAUAUUUUAGUCAGUCGUAAUUAAAAUUUUUGAUUUUAUGGAAAACUAUUGAAUUCACUUAGGUUUGAAAAAUAAAUACAUACUUUUGGAAGGAAAGGCACACAAUGGCAAACAUUUUAAAUGUCUUCUCUAGAUUUAUGUUUAACAGCAGUAAUUUCUAGUAUUUCACACAGGCUAACCAUAAUCUAGGAUAUGUUUGUAUGUACAGAUUUAGUUAAGUUAGGUACUUACAUGAUUUGUUAAGAUUAAAUAAAGUAUAUAAAUUGAA